Messenger RNA from Aegilops tauschii subsp. strangulata, 492 nucleotides. NCBI's taxonomy places the organism in Eukaryota, Viridiplantae, Streptophyta, Magnoliopsida, Poales, Poaceae. The record is from RefSeq and is a predicted model, not a curated record.
AUGGCAGCGGGGGUGCGCGGUUGGAGCCGGGGGGGACCGGUGGCCGGAGGCGGCGCAGAGGGGUCAACGGCGCGGCAACAACAAGCAACAUCAGAAGGCAGCAGCGGCCAAGUAGGGAGCGGCACGGGCGGGCGCUUGCGCGCGACGGCGCGGCCGGGGCGCGGUCACGGCGGACAGCUGGCGGGUACGGCGCGGGGAAGGGAGAAGGGAGUGGAGGCCGGAGGUGGCCUCACCGGCGUUGGAGAGAAGCGGGGCGGCGAGGCUCGGGGGCGACCGUUGUGGAGGAGGAUGGGGACGGGGCGUCGUCGCGGCGUCGGGGAGGCGGACGCAGCCGGCGAGGAGGAGGACGGGGACGCGGCGACGGCGGGGCAGCGUCAGGCGGCUUCGGGUCCUCGUGCGGCGGCAAUGUCGGGUCGCGCGAUGGUCGAGGCGGUGAAGAAGCUGCGGGGCGGAGGCGGCUGCCCUCGGGCGCGGGCGUGCUCGCCGGAGUAG